This is a messenger RNA of Durotheca rogersii, 6815 nucleotides long. Its product is annotated as Sec23-binding domain of Sec16-domain-containing protein. The transcript has 3 exons. Bases 436 to 6345 code for a protein of 1969 amino acids. The record is from RefSeq and is a predicted model, not a curated record. Gene Ontology annotation, biological process: COPII vesicle coat assembly; autophagy; Golgi organization. NCBI's taxonomy places the organism in Eukaryota, Fungi, Ascomycota, Sordariomycetes, Xylariales, Xylariaceae. Gene Ontology annotation, cellular component: endoplasmic reticulum exit site; ER to Golgi transport vesicle membrane.
CCCUCCCCACUGCAUAAUACGCAUGCUUCCAUUCAAUGUAGGUAGGUACAUGCCGCGGUGGGCGGCGCCUGUACCCCAGGUAGCUAUGUACAUAUGUAUUUAGUUGAACCUGGCCUUUUCAACGGACGAUCCCCCGAAGAGGUCUAAUAACCAUUGCUCGUCCACCCCGUCCGCCCAUCUUCGUAUGCGAAGUUCAUGUCACCUCUUCACGACCCGGAUCGGCCACUUUGCCUCGACCCCCCAAACCCGUCCUCCCCACGAGAAAUACCAGCAUGCAAAGCUCGAUGCUCGUUUGAGAUGGGCAUGGAGGCUGGCUUGUAGGAAGACUCUGCCAUUGCUUCUUUACUCCUAGUUCUUGUAUAAUACCGGUUUUCAUUGUACUUCGCGGGCUGUUUAUUUCGAUGCUAGUCUAAUUUGCCGUCAUUAUACUCGGAGAUGGAUACCCCAAAUGCGACGUGGCAUCCAGCCAUGAUGCCAAACACUCAUCGCCCCAAGCAACAAGCCUCAGAUCCUGACCCGUCGCCAAAUCAACCCGUGUUGCCUAGUAGCGAGCAAUCUUUCGAGCACCCCCCUAAAGAUGUAUCAGAUGCCGAGGUACCACAGCACGCUCCCCAACCUCAAGACUCGAGCGAUGGCGCAUUCCUGGGCCAAUUCGAUGGGGAGGAGGAUGCUGCGGGGGACGUCGCGUGGGAUCUCUCGAAUCCGUCCCAUCCGUCCUCUGCUCUGGCUGAGCAAGGUGGCGACGACCAUGCCUUCGCCUCUCGUGACGAACCUGAUACCUUCGAACCGAAAUCGGCCCCGACCAGCAGAGCGGCCAAGCACUCUAGCACAAUAUCUUUUACGCGUACCGUGUCCCACGAUGUGAGCUUCAGUGAUGGUGACGAUAGCGAGUGGAACUUGCAGCGGGCGGAUACGGACCCGUUCAAUUUCAUGCCUCCCAGUGAGAGGUCAAAUUCGUUUCCCGUGGUGCCACAAAGAGAGGAUGCGACGGAAGAUCAGAUGGACCACCCGCCUCCGUCCAGCCAGGCCCGGGACAUCCUGGAGGAUCUGGGGAGAGACGAGUUCCAUGCCGACGCGGUCGCGCAGUCUGAUUUCCCUGGAGCUCUGGGCGAUGACCAAGACGUGAAUGCCGGUGUGGCUAUUGGAAGCUUUUCGCAACAAUACCUUGGCGGGGAUCUAGUGGGUGCUGAGGAGGACGAAUCGGAUGCUCGGUUCGAGGAGGGCCUACCGUUAAUUCCGCAUGACGAAGCGCUAGACUCGGGGGAUAACCGUGCGCAUCAGGCUUCGGACUUGGGAGAUGCCUUCGCGCGGGACGACGCAGCGGAGGGAGGAGAUGAUUUUUUCAGCCAGAUCAAUAACGAGAGCUCCCAGCUAGGCUCCGAUGGCUUCGACCGCGCCUUACAUAGGAAGUCUACGACUAUGGUAAUUAGCGAAGCUAUGCAUGCGACGACAGGGGAAAAUCAUUCCGACUCGGAAGUCCCUACUCCGACCGAGGCGCCAGGGGCGGUUAGCGACGAAGUCUACUCCGUAUCGAAGGAAGAAACGGGUGGAACCGACACGCAACCAGAAUCAUCGGACCUUGAUGCAAAGUGGGCGGCUGCGUUUGACGACGACGACGAUUUCCUCGUAGAUUCAACUGCGGAGACAAAGGAGCUGGAUCCAGCCGACAUAUUUGGUAGUGAUGACGAGGGCUUCUUGGAGGAAACGCCAGAAGAAACGGUGACGGCGCCGGCGCCUCAACCCAAUGCCAGUGUGAACGCAACCGCGCAGCCUCCGGGUGUGAAUGGACAUUACGUACCGGACGCCCUGCAACGUUCGACGCUGCCCAGCACAAACCAUUACGCUCCGGCUCCAACCGUCCCUCAAGUGCAACCGCCACAUCCUACCUAUAUCCAGCCGGCCACGGCUCCUCCGCCGGUAACGGGAGGAUACGGGGCGCCACCGCAGCCGGCUGCGCCGAAAGCUCAGAGCUUUGCUGACAAGUCCAAGGGAGGGUAUACGUCACCAUACGAUCUCCCUAUGGAGGUUGUUAAGCCGAAGAAGCGGAUCAGCAUGCAGCAGCUUCCGCGAUCUACCACGGCGACGCCCUUGGCACCGCCACCGGGUCCUCCGAGGAGUGCGAGCAUGUAUUCUCAAGUGCCGCCGCCACCUUCAGGAGGCUCGAAUGCGAGCGCGUCGCCUCCGCCCUCUAGCCACUCAAACCAGCACCCGCCCCCGACGGGCCAUCAGUCGACUCCCCCCCUCAAGUCGAAACCUAGUUUCUUUGAGGAUCUGCCGAUCGCGUCGAAGCCGCGGGCUGCAGUACGGCACGGCGGCCUCCCUUCCCCGCCGCAGCAGAGCCCGUACGGGCAACCCCAAGGCCCUCCACAUGGCCCUCCACGUGGCUCACCUCAUGGUUCGCCUCACGGCUCACCUUAUGGACCACCUCAUGGCUCGCCUUAUGGACCGCCGGUGACAUCCGCCGUCGCGCCUCCACCCCUAUCUCACCCGCCUCAGGAGAAUGCCGCCGGGAUUGCACCGCUGGUUCCGCCCGAGCGUGUUAGUCCUUAUACCGCCUUGCAGUCUAAUUCGCAGCCCCGGCCGAGUGCUCUGGGUGUGUCGAACACCAGAUAUUCCCCCGCGCCCGCACAAUUGGCAGUUUCCAAUGGAGGAGGGCAUCCCCCACCAGCUUCGAGUCGAUACUCGCCCGCUCCGCCUCUCGUUCGCUCGUCUAGUACUGGAUACGCCGCUGUUCCGUCCCCGGCGCUUGCUCAUCAACCGCGAACUUCGAGUCCUCUUGCCCAUUCUCACUUCGAAAUUUCGCAUGAAAGGCCAGUUGCGGGAGCGACAAAUGGUGACGGUAACUCGCUGUUGAAUCGUGGCGGCCCGCCUCAGCACGAACCCCGCCUCACUAGAGUGCCUUCAUUACCGCCGACAAGGGAGGUCGAUGAAGAGCAGCCUCUACGGUCCCCUCCGACAGCCCCCAAACCUCCGAUCGAGUCGAAAUACAGUCCGAGGCAAACCAGGCACACCCCGCCGCCGGUUACGUCGCCUCCGUACAAUAUCACAUCUCCCUCUAAACGCUCAGUUUCUAGUUACAUCCCAAUGUCGCCAGCUGCGGCACCACACAAGGAAGUCAACUUUGCUCCACCGCCACGGUCUCAGACGCAGUCUCCCGGGGCGCUUCACAGAAAUCAAGUCACCGGACGACAUGCUGAUCCCGUUCCUCGGCCGUCGUCGGUGCAAGGCGCAACUUCGCCUCGCGAGUCGAUACAAAAUGUUGACGCUACCCGCUCCGCUAGAGCUCGGGGUGUGUCUCAGCAUCUGAACCUCGUCCCGCCGACCGAUGGUCGAGAAUUGGAUCCCUUGCAGAGAUGGCGGGGAGCACCGGUGACCGCAUGGGGUGUGGGUGGGAUUCUCGUGUCCUCAUUUCCAACCAACGUUCCGCGUUAUGGUAUAAGCCAAGCGCUGCCGAUGAUCGUGCGAAGCCCAGGCGAGGUGAAGAUUAAACACGUUAAGGACGUCUACCCACUGGAGGAACGUUUAGCCAAAUUCCCAGGCCCCCUGAGGGGCAAGUCAAAGAAGAAAGAAACUCUGGCGUGGCUUACCGCCGGUAUUGAAAUUCUCGAGAAAGGCCUCCCCAACAUCCCGUUCCACUCGACCGCCUCGCAUGAGGAUAAGAGAGCUAUCGAGAGAGUGUUAUUGUGGAAAAUUCUCAGGGUCUUCAUCGAAAACGACGGCAUUCUCGAGGGGAAUCCCUCAGUAGUGAAAGCUGUCAGGGAGGUUAUCACUCCCGGCUUCGACAGCGAGAGCCCUGAACUAGGGUCUUCGAUCUUGACAGGUGCUAACCUAUCCGAACUCCCCUCCGCAGUGACAGGGAUACAGGCGGAUGCCGUCAAUUCUACAGCCGUAGAACAGAUUAGACACCACCUUCUAUCUGGCGACCGAGAAAAAGCUGUCUGGGCCGCGGUAGAUAAGAGGUUAUGGGGCCAUGCGAUGCUUAUAUCGAACACGAUGCAAGGUCCCGAGCUUUACAAGCAGGUUGCGCAGGAGUUCAUAAAGAAGGAAGUAAAUCAUGCGGGCCACGGUAACGAAUCACUCGCUGCCCUCUACGGCGUUCUAUCUGGGAACUUCGAGGAGUCGGUGGAUGAGCUGGUUCCGGUCCAUGCGCGGGCGGGUCUCCAGCUCAUGUCGACUUCGGCUUCUAGUGGCGCAUCGCGAGACGCACUGGCGGGAUUGGAUAAAUGGCGCGAGACGCUCGGGCUGGUGUUAAGCAAUAGGAGCUUCGGUGACGCCCAGGCCCUGAGGUCACUUGGUAACCUGCUUUCCGGAUACGGGAGAGCAGAGGCGGCUCAUAUCUGCUACAUUUUUGCAAGGAAUUCUGCUACAUUCGGCGGCCUCGAUGAUCCCAACGCCAAUUUCGUCCUCGUAGGAGCCGACCACCGUCGGCAGGCGGACCAAUUCGCCAAAGAAACCGAGGCUCUCCAGCUUAGCGAGGUUUACGAAUACGCACUUUCGCUCUCUGCUAGUUCGAAUAUUGCUCAGAGUUGCCCACACCUUGCUGCGUACAAAUUGCAGUAUGCCAUGACUCUUGCUGAAUACGGCUUCAGAGAUAAAGCUUUGCAGUAUUGCGAAGGGAUAUACAACGCGAUCACUUCUCAGACCAAGAGGUCGCCAUACUACAACCCUGUUCUCGAAUCGGUGGUCGACGACUUGAUGAGAAGACUGAAGCAGGCCCCGAAGGAAGAGUCGUCUUCGUGGAUCCCGAAGCCUAGGAUGGAUCAAGUUUCCAACAACAUGUGGAGUCGCUUUAACAAAUUCGUCGCGGGCGAUGACGAAGAUAAUUCUGGAAAUGGAGCAUCGGGCGAAGCUGGCGCCGAAUCUGGGCCUUUCGCCCGUAUAGCGGGAGGGACGCCGACGAUCAGUCGUUCUCCGUCCGUCUCGAAUUUCGAAAUAUACGGGAAUAGCGGCCCUUCACCUACCGCUCCGACUACCAAAGCUGCGUCACGCUACGCCCCUGUGGGAUCUCAAGUUUCCGGCUCCCCUUACGAUACUGCUAAUGCUUAUAACCCGGCUCCCCGGUCUUCCAUGGAGAGGACCUCGGGCGAGAUGAGCCGAAGCUCUUACGAAUUGCCGAGAAGGGGGUCCGACAUGCAUUCUGCUUACGGAAGCCCGUACACUCCUGAAUCGAAUUCUGUCCCUACUGCCGGCUAUCAGCCGAUGGCGCCGGUUGCUUCGCAGACAUCGCCAUAUUUGCCCAACUCGCAAGGAUCGGAUUCAGCUCAGCAGGGCUUAUUGCCAUCGGGUAUUUCGUUUACCGGAUACGAUCCGUAUGGCGCCGCACAAAAUUCUCCGUACUCCGGCACCUCUCAGCUAGGCGGCUCGCUAGUAACGGACUCGAAGCCGGAUGUGGCCGUGAAUGACACAAAUUCUACCCAAGGCUAUCAGCCUCCGUCGUAUGGUUAUGAGCCGCCUUCGACUAACACCGAAGAACCCACGAAACAAUCCGAAGGAUUCAGCGGCGGAUACGAACCACCUUCAUACCAACCAUCUAGCUUCGAGCCACCGUCUUACGAGCCAGGCCCCGCGGAUGACGAGGAGGACUCCCCCACAGGGUCAAAGCCAAAGAAGAAGAGCUUCUUUGAUGACGACGAAGAUGAUAUACCUAGUGUGAAGCCGCGGGAAAAGUCCAAGGCGGAGAGGGAUCGGGAGAACGAGGAGAUGGUGCGAAAGGUAGCCGAGGAAGAAGCGAAACGAGCUGCCGAAGCAAAGGCAUUCAAGAAAGGCUGGGGCUUCGGAGGGUGGUUCGGCGGUGGAGGCAAGAAGGAGUCGGCCGACCUCUCCAACCCCAACAAACCUAUUAAGGCCAAGCUAGGUGAAGCCAGCACCUUUGUGUAUGACCCCGAGCUCAAGCGCUGGGUCAACAAGAAGCCGGGAGCCGAGAAUACCCCCGCCAAAGCAGCAACGCCACCACCGCCUCGCGCCGCCUCUGGUCUCGGUACUCCUCCACCGCAUGGUCCCACAUCGGCUCCAGCGGGAGGGUUAAAUACCCCUCCCGCCGGCCCUCCCAUGGGCCCCCCCACCGGCCCUCCUCGCACUCAGCUUUCCCCCUCGCCGGCCUUGCUAAGCCACGCGGAUUCCGAAGAGAGCCUUAGCGUUCCCAGCGCCCCGCCAAUGAUGCGGUCGGCUUCGAACCAGAGUACCGUCAGCGCCGCCGUCGGACCUCCGAGCGCGCCGCCUAGCAGGCCGGCUACGAGCCUGAGCAACGCGAGCAGCAUCGACGACCUGCUCGGGGCGGCAGGCCCGCGGAAGGGCGGGAAGAAGGCGCGGAAGUCGGGGCGCUAUAUCGACGUCAUGGCGAAGUAGACGGAGGAGGAAGAGGAGGAGUCUUCUUCUUCACGAAAUCACGACUUGACGGUAUUUUUUGGAGGAAAAAGGAUCACGGACGACGAGGGAAACGGGCGGAGAGAAGACGAAGAAGAGACGAAUGUGCGCACACGUGUGAUUUACGAACUAGGGUCUUGCGGGCGGGGAUGGGGAGAAAGACCCGCGAGCACGAGGACGGAGGAGACGAACGACGGAACGAGAGCGGGGCAAGCAAGACGUGCUUGUGGUAGCCGGGCUCGGUAUUAUCAGCUAUCCAGUUAGAAGAGAGAGAGAGAGCGCGUGCGGGAGAGAGGGAGAGAGAGAGCACCACGCAUGGGACGUGGCUGGGGAUCGUGCCGCACCGUGCGUAGUUACCUAUACACAACCACUGUACUAUAGACGUAAAUUAGUAUGUAUGACCGUUGUAAUGCGGGCCGUCGAGCCCCUCCCUUUCGUUUGCUGUUACAGGC